CCUGCCCCCCUCCUUCGCUACACACGGCGCCCUGCCCUCCCUAGGCCCACGCCUGCACCGCCGCGUCCCCGUCACCCCCGGCUCCCGGGAUCCCGCGCUGUGGUCCCGCCCCCCGGCCUUGGUCCAGCUUCUCUCCUCCUAGUCCGGGUUACGUGGCAGCACUACCGUCAGCAGCAGAGCGGCGGACAUAUUACAUGUCGGCCUGGGGAAGGUGCUGAGCGGUAACCGGCUACGUCCCGCUAUACAGGGCUCCACACAGCUGAGCUGCCGGUGCAAGUUCCCCAAUCACAGAAAAUGAUGGAAGAGAGCGGCAUUGAGACAACCCCCCCUGGCACUCCUCCUCCCAGCACCUUGGGGAUAUCAACUGCAGCUGCUCCAGCUAUUGCUGCCCCACUUCCUCCAGUUUUAUCAAGUCCACUGGCUCUUCCGACCAUCUCAUCUCCCCAGGGUCUUCCUCCUCCUCCUACUUUCUCAUCCCCUCUUCCAUCAGUUCUUCCCAUGAGACCUUCAGCUCCCUUGCCGUAUACACCUCCACCUGUGGCCUCAGGAGGUUUGCUGCCUCCUCUCCAUACAUCAGCCUCUGCAGGUUUCAGCAGUCCAUUGCCAUCCCUCUCUUCUCCUACAUCUUUUCCUCCUCCUCCACUCAGCUCUACUCCUGCACCUGUUUUAUCAGCACCACCUAUGGGUCCUCCGGUUACAGGAUUUUCUAUGGCUUCCACCUAUGAUAUUACAAAGGGUCACGCGGGGCGAGCACCACAGACACCAUUGAUGCCUUCAUAUUCUGCACCCCCUGUCACAGUUUUACCAAACCCCGUAACUCAGUUUGCUUCUGUUGCACCUGGUACAUCAGGCUCUUCCAUUACAUUUCCAGAGGAGUCUGAAGACCCCAGAGUGCCUGCAGCACAAAAUGAGCUGCCUGCUGGAGGAAUCUGGGGCUUCAUUAAGGGAGUUGCUGGAAAUCCUGUGGUGAAAUCUGUGCUAGAUAAAACCAAACACUCUGUGGAGAGUGUGAUCACUACUCUGGACCCUGGCAUGGCUCCAUAUAUCAGAUCUGGAGGGGAGCUGGACAUAGUGGUAACCUCUAAGAAAGAAGUGAAAGUUGCUGCUGUGCGAGAUGCUUUUCAAGAAGUGUUUGGUAUGGCCCUUGUAACAGGAGAAGAUGGGCAGUCAAACAUUGCUCCGCAGCCUGUUGGCUAUGCAGCAGGCCUAAAGGGAGCCCAGGAAAGGAUCGAUAGCCUGCGUCGGAGUGGUGUGAUCCAUGAGAAGCAGCCUGCUGUGUCAGUGGAAAAUUUCAUCGCUGAGCUUCUGCCAGACAAGUGGUUUGACAUCGGCUGUAUCAUUGUUGAUGACCCAAUCCAUGGAAUACGUUUAGAAGCCUUUACACAAGCCACACCUGUGCCUUUAGAAUAUGUACAACAGGCCCAAAAUCUAACCCCCCAAGACUAUAACCUCCGGUGGUCCGGGCUCUCAGUGACAGUGGGCGAAGUUCUGGAGAGAAGCAUGCCCCAUGUCAGCAGGACUGAUUGGCAUGUGGCAUUCACAGGCAUGUCCCGUAAGCAGAUGAUUUACAGUGCAGCCAAAGCCCUGGCAGGAAUGUACAAGCAGCGUCUCCCACCAAGAAGUCUUUGAAAACAACCCCACUUGAUAUUUCUUUUUAUAUAAUUGUGUUUUUUAGACCUGAAAUUAAGACCAAAUGACUUGGAGCAGUAGUUCUCUAUUGUUAAAAGGAAACACAAGAAACUGCACAGUUAUUUCUAUUGAGAUAUCUAAUUUUCUGUACAAUCAAGAGGUUACAACUUUUGUUAGACAUCUGGGAAUGUAGUGCCCCUACGUCUGCCUCCACCCACAAUAUCUGUGUGUUCAGCUGCUAUAGAGGUACCUAUAUGGCAAGUGGUAGGCUAGGCUUAUAAGCAAAGGAGUAUACGUUAUAUACUGCCUAUACAUUCUUCACUAGAUACUUCCAUUUAUUUACUUGCCAAGCUUUAAUUUCUAUGUAUGUCAGUGUAUGUAAUACAAAGUCUGUCUGCUUAAUUUCAUGUAGAUCAUAUAGCCAGGAAUAUAUAUUGGAAAUGAUUGCACCUUAAUUGUCCCUUCCUUUCUUGGUUAUUCAUUUGUAGAUAUUACAGUUAAAGGGAUACUGCGGCGAAAAGUAACUUAUCCCCAAGUACUGGGACUCCAGACAUCUCCUGAAAGGGUCCCAGUUUUCUGAGAGGAGUGCGUGCUGGGGUCAGCAUGCACUCCAUUUAUUUCUAUGGGAAUGCUGGAUAUGCCAGAGUACAGCACUCGGGUCUCUUCUGCGCUCCCAUAGAGAAUGAAUGGAGCGUGUGCUAACCCCAGCUUGCGCUCCCACAAUCUGACACUUAUCCCCUAUACUGUGUAUAGGGGAUAAGUUACUUUUCACUGCAGUACCCUUUAAAAUGCAAAACCAUAUCCAGGUAGCUUAAAGUGUACCUGUCUUUUGCUAAAAAAAUAAAAU
This is a messenger RNA of Hyla sarda, 2476 nucleotides long. RefSeq names its product proline rich coiled-coil 1 (gene PRRC1). Gene Ontology annotation, biological process: activation of protein kinase A activity. The coding region runs from base 295 to 1629 and encodes 444 amino acids. Gene Ontology annotation, cellular component: cytoplasm. Gene Ontology annotation, molecular function: protein kinase A regulatory subunit binding. The record is from RefSeq and is a predicted model, not a curated record. The transcript is spliced from 9 exons. NCBI's taxonomy places the organism in Eukaryota, Metazoa, Chordata, Amphibia, Anura, Hylidae.